Molecule: messenger RNA, 1464 nt
Organism: Cooperia oncophora
Lineage: Eukaryota; Metazoa; Nematoda; Chromadorea; Rhabditida; Trichostrongylidae
Source: the annotation of a GenBank genome assembly
AUGGCUUCAGGCGAGCCUCCUCCGGCGACCACAAAUGGACUGGUGGUACCGAUUGUUAUUUGGGGACAAAAACCCCCGGAUGACAGAAUAACGGCGGUUCGAUAUUUGAGUGAUAGAACCACAAUAGUCACAGGUGCUUUAAAUGGUCAUGUCAUCACGUGGAAGUGUGACGAAGAAGCAUUAACACCGUACCAGCUUAUGAUUGGACACGAUGCUCCCAUAACUGCCAUUUCACCCACCAAUAAUCUGCCAUCGUCAACACGAUUCAUCACCGCGUCUUCUGAUGGUCAUCUUUGCUUGUGGGAUGUUCAAGACGGUCGUUGCGUUGAUUCGGCAUCAUCCGUAUUCGUUCACCGAUAUAUGCAGCCUUAUACUUACAAGUCUUCUCGUCACACCAGAUCGACCCGUUUAUUCUGCAUUGGCGAUUACAGCGACAUUGCUGUGGUGGAUCCACAAGACCUCACAGUUGUGUUUCAGCUGAGUUCAAGGGUGGAACCUGAUUGGAUUUGUUGUUAUGAUGUUGUGCAAAGAACGAACAAGUCAGAGCAAUGCAUCGCUAUUUCAAUGGCAGGAAUGAUAAAGGUGUGGUCCUUAGUGGAGCUGGAAAAAAAGGAUCUCGCCACACCUUUAUAUGAAGAUGAAUCGAAACGGCUAGAAUUGAGAGAUGUUAAAUCGAUUUCAUUCAAUAACGUCAACGAACGGCUUCUUCUUGUUGUCUGUUCAACAAACUGGCAGCUGGUAGAUCUCGACGACUUGUCCAUCCUUAUGGUUUACAGUUGCCCGAACAGGGCCAUAAAUGGGAAGAUUUUGGACGUUGACAAGUUAGCCGUGACAUUUGAGGACCAUACGCUCAGGGUGUACCAGCUUCCACUAGAGAAGCUGGAGGGUGCUCAGGCUCGCCAGCGCUUCGGUGCAAGUCCAAAAAACUAUUUGGGGAUAUCGGAUCCGUUCGAGUUCGCUGUAUGGGAAGACUCAAAACCAAACGUUCGCUCGUGGUUGGGUGAUGUGAACUUCACUUUUGCCUCACAGCGGAGCGACCCGUCUGUGUUCCAAGCUGCACGGGCCACACAAACAGGACAGCUUCAAAUAUGGAGGAUCCCACGGUUUGAUGAGGAGGUUUACAAAAAGUUCUCUUCUGCACCACAAUUUCCUCUGAGAUACAGAGGCAGCUUCGAAGAGUCUUUAUCGUCAGUAUGGGUAGGUCUCAAAAAGGAAGAAGAACCAACCAUGGGAGUUUCGAAUUUCGGGACCAUCACAUGCUCGUUAUUCGUGAGCGGUCAAGGCAAACUAUUAAUGGGAAUAUCGGACGGCCUGAUUAUCAUGACCUAUGCUUCCGAGACUUUGGCUAGGCAACUGCUUAACGUAGCCUUGGAUAAACCGGCUUUUCGUCGUCUGGAAGGGCAUUAUAGUGCAGUAAGGUUAGAUGUUACCAUAACUUCUCAUCGCAAUGCCUUUGAAACCAAU